UGGAGGGGCAGAAAACAGUUUUCAACCAGCGAUUGAGUUGUCAACUCAUCAUUAAUAAAUGAUUCCUCCUCCAGUACACCAGACUUCUGAACACCAAGAAGAAGUUGGAGACUGACCUGGUGACAGUGCAAGGAGAGGUGGAUGACAUCAUCCAGGAGGCCAGGAACGCAGAGGAGAAGACCAAGAAGCAUAUCACUGAUGUGAAUCCUCAUAACGUGGCUUGUAUGGUAGUCUACAACCCCAGGCAAACAUCUGGGAGGACUCCCUUCUAGAGAAUGCGGCCAUGACGGCUGAGGAGCUUAAGAAGGAGCAUGACAUCAGCUCUCACCUGGAGAGAAUGAAGAACCUGGGGGUCACAAUCAAGGACCUGCAGCAUUGUUUGGAUAAGGCUGAGAACCUGGCCGGGAAGGGUGGCAAGAAACAGCCCCAGAAACUGGAGAGCAGGGGGAGUUAGCAGUGAUUCUGGCAUUCAGAGUUUUAUGUUCAAUUGUAGCACAUUAUAUCAAAGAACAUAGCAUUGCUCUGGCCGGUACAGAUACCAAAUAAUAUCUUAGUGAUUAUGAUGGUUAUGAUGCCAAGUAUAAAAGCCAGUAUAUAUCAUUUGAUUGAGUAUUGAUUACACCUUCUCAAACAUUGUGUCCAUGUCCCCUGUGCUACAGGUGGGUGAGCUUGAGACUGAGGUGGAGACCGAGCAGAGAGGAGUUGUGGAUGCUGUCAAGAGAGUCCGCAAGAAUGAGCACAGAGUCAAGGAGCUCACCUACAAGACUGAGAAAGAUAAGAAAGUCGUCAGCAGACUGCAGGACCUGGUGGACAAGCUGCAGUUGGAAGUGAAGACCUACAGGAGGCAGGCUGGGGAAACAGAGGAACCAUCCAACUCCCACAUGUCUAAGUUCAGGAAGGUGCAGCAUAAGCUGGAUGAGGCAGAGGAGCGUUGUGACAUUACUGAGACCCAGGUUAACAAGCUCAUGGCCAAGGGCCGCUAUGCCGGACACGAACACAUUACAGAUCUGCUGUUACACCUAGGCUGCAUUGGAAAUGGUACCCUAUACCCUGUAUAGUGCACUCCCUUUGACCAGGACCCAUAGGGCAUGCGGUGCUAUUUCAGACGCAGACCCAACACUCAUGUCCAAAUAUAUCAUCAUCAUCAUCCUCACCACUUGAUGGUUCAGUGUAUACAGGUUGAUAUUUACCUAAUAACUUUAUUGGAGCAUAAUGACUUAGAGGUCUCUGAGAAACCUAUACUUAGAGAAUAUUGAUGCAGUUUCUAAUGUUAAAGAAUAUAAGACAACUCUUACUAAAUGUAUAAACGAAAUUGAAAGCAAAGCUGAGCACAGAGGCUUACAAAGGAGUACCUUAUCACAUCCAUUGUAUUCUUUCAAGUGUUCAUGUGUGGAUGAUGGAUGAAAAGGAUGAUGUUGAUCCCUUCUUUUCUCUUGUCACAGGCUAUAGCAGCUGGAGCUGAAUAAACAAGACUAUCUCAUUUUGUUUGUUUAAUAAAAAGAAUAUGUUUUUUUCAUGGGGAUAUUCAGACCCAACAUUAAACAUGUGUGGCCACACUAGUCUCCUUAGUGACCCUGUGGAUUUAUUACACCAUGACACAGUACUAUACCCAGAGCUUGAAACUAAAUCACACCUCUCAACUAACUGAGAAUACUGGAGUUGAACUAUUACAUAUAGGCUUGAGCAAAACAUCCAAAAUGAUCUGAACAAUGAAGAUCGCAAAUGAUCCAUCAAUUAGUAAUUGUAUAAUUAUAAACAAGAGAUCUCAUCACUCAUGAAAGUGGUCCUCUGUAGCUCAGUUAGUAGAGCAUGCUGCUUGAAAUGCCAGAAGAGUGGUUUCGAUUCCCACGACCACCCAUACAUGAAAUGCAUGACUGCAAGUCGCUUUGGAUAAAAGCAGCUGCUAAAUGGCAUAUAUUAUUAUAUUCUAUAUUAUGUUAAAAAACAUAUUCUCUGUACAAGUUAAACAUUUUUAUUUAUUACGUUCCAGACAGCAAACACUCUGAAAUACUUGCAAUGUACAGAUUAAAAGACUCCAACUUUCUGACCUCACCUUGCAAUUACAUGACAAAUAAGUACAUGUAUAUUACACGUUUCACCCCAGUUAAACAUCAAGCGAUAUUGGAUACAGAGUCAUCUAAAACUAUACCAAAAUAUGAUACCGGCUGACUGACUGUAUGCCCACUGCAUUUCAUUUUUUUGGGGGGGCCCUUUAUAAUACAAUUAUAUGUAUACAUACAGUGCAUAUCUGUAGUACGACCACAUGGUUUGUAUUGGAAAAUGUGUUAGACAUUAGCAUUAGUGCUAAUCAUAUCAUAAUGAAAUAGUUUGCCUGUCAGCAGGCUGUGUUCCUAGUAACAGCAGGAUGUUGUUGUGUGUUGUGAAGGAGGAGCAGAGCGAGGGUGAGUAUGACCAGGAUCAGGACAUGUGAUGAUAAGUACCACUUCUUCAUGUGACCGAGGAAGAGGAGCAGCCCAGUGGAGAUUACAAACACUUGAUUGUGUUCCACUCAAUACUGGAGAAAAAACUCAGGAAAGAACUUUCUCUUCUCUCCUGUGGGUGUAGAGUGACUGCUAUUAUAUAUAUUGAA
This is a messenger RNA of Salmo salar (Atlantic salmon), 2590 nucleotides long. Its product is annotated as paramyosin. Gene Ontology annotation, cellular component: myosin complex. Lineage: Eukaryota; Metazoa; Chordata; Actinopteri; Salmoniformes; Salmonidae. The record is from RefSeq and is a predicted model, not a curated record.